AAAACUUAGAGAUAUAGUCCUGACUUUUAGGGUUCCAGACUCAAUUCAGGAUUCUAGGCACAGUUUGAUAAGUAACCUGAUAUGAUCUGUAAGUACAAUGAGGGGAAAAAAUUGUUACCCCUCCCUUCUUCUGGCUUUUUUCUUCUCUUUCUCUGACAGCAGCCCACCCUAUUUAAACCAGUGACUUGACCCACCCUGCACUGAAUCUGAACCUGAAGCUUGACCUGUUUGGAAACAAAAUCGAUGGAGCUUGGAAAAAUGGAUACUUCCCGCAGGGAUGAGCCAACAUAUCUUGCCUGGUCCAUCUUCAACACUUUUUGUUGCUGUUUGCCACUUGGAAUUGCAGCAAUCAUCUACUCAUGCAGAGUAGACAAUGCUAAUUCACUUGGAGAUGCUGGAAGAGCUCAAGAGUCCUCCAGGAUUGCAAAGAACCUGAAUAUUGCUUCACUGGUGGUGGGAAUGAUUGCUAUAAUUAUGCUGAUUGUAAUGAUAGUGAUUCGAAACUAAAAAAUGUAAGCAACAUAACCAUAUGCUUGUGCUUGGAUUUUCCUCUUCUUUUUCUUUUAUUUGGUACUUGCUUUUCAAACAACAUUGCAAACUAUGAACUGCUCUGCUCAACUCGAUGAUGAAGACCAGCUGGGGUUUGAAAAUCAAAUAAGCAAUGAUCGCCAUACAAUGUUGCUUUUAUUUAGUGGUUUAUGCAAUGUUCAGAAACUAAAGAGCUACAGAAAUAUACAUUUGAUUUGUUAAUAAAAAUUGGAUUUUGAAAAAUAUAAAA
Sinocyclocheilus grahami is the source of this 778-nucleotide messenger RNA. RefSeq names its product synapse differentiation-inducing gene protein 1-like. Lineage: Eukaryota; Metazoa; Chordata; Actinopteri; Cypriniformes; Cyprinidae. The coding region runs from base 244 to 507 and encodes 87 amino acids. The record is from RefSeq and is a predicted model, not a curated record. The transcript is spliced from 2 exons. Gene Ontology annotation, cellular component: membrane.